Molecule: messenger RNA, 3359 nt
Organism: Mya arenaria
Lineage: Eukaryota; Metazoa; Mollusca; Bivalvia; Myida; Myidae
Product: E3 ubiquitin-protein ligase parkin-like
Exons: 11
Coding region: 282-1514 (410 amino acids)
Biological process (GO): regulation of mitochondrion organization; positive regulation of proteasomal ubiquitin-dependent protein catabolic process; protein polyubiquitination
Cellular component (GO): cytoplasm; ubiquitin ligase complex; endoplasmic reticulum
Molecular function (GO): zinc ion binding; ubiquitin conjugating enzyme binding; ubiquitin protein ligase activity
Source: RefSeq, a predicted model, not a curated record
UUUAAAUUUGUCAUUUUCUUACUCAAUGACAGAAUGUCGAAUAGACUUAAUUGAACAGUUAAAGGGCUACUUCACUGAUCUUUAUCGAUUUAUCAUUGCUUGAUUCGCAUAAUGCAGUAUUGUAUAAGAAUAUUUGUAAAAACCGAAAAAACACAUCAUAAUUUACUCAGUGAUACCCUGAAACAACAUGGACAUACAAUGAUACAUGACUGUCAGCCACUGUUAGUGUUACAGUAUUUAAUAUAAAUAGUACUUUUAGUAGUUCAAACUUUAUCCAUGAGAUGAUGGCACACUUCAUUAAUGUGAGGUUUUCGAAGGAGAAUUCAAAAGUGAUUGACAUUUCAGGAGCUGAAAAUGUAGCUGAUAUAAAAAAGAUUGUGUCUUGUACUCUUUCCAGAAGUCCUUCAGACUUUAAUUUAUUAUUUUGUGGUAAAAUACUGGAGAAUGAUAUAAACAUACAGGACUUGAACCUUUGUGCAGGCAGUGUUUUGCAUGUGUUUGAAAAGAAAAAGUCUGGCUGUUCACCUGUUUCUCUGGAUGUAGAACCAAGAACUGUAAAGAGUGGUCAAAAGGACUCUUUUCUCAAGCAGUACUUUGUGUAUUGCAAGGUUUGUGGAGGACUUUACCCUGGCAAACUAAGGAUGAGAUGCCAAACUUGCAAACAAGGUGCUAUACUUAUGUGUCAGGAGCCUGGAAGCUGGGCUGAUGUGUUAACUGCUGGCCGUCUCCAGGGACUCUGCAAGGACUGUGAUAGUAACCAACCUGCUCAAUUUUACUUCAAGUGUGGUAGUCAUGAUGGUGAUGAAGAGUGUGCCCCGCUCCGACAUGUGAAACCAAACACACGGGACAUCGAGUGUGUCAUAUGUACCGAUAUCAGGAGUCCUAUCCUGGUGUACCCAUGUGGGGAUAAACAUGUAGUGUGUGUUGACUGCUUCACCACAUACGCUCAGACCAACCUUGACCGGCGCUCAUUUGUGGCUGACCCUGACAUCGGCUACUCUCUUCCCUGUCCAGUGGGUUGUGACAACUCCCUCAUUCGAGACAUUCAUCAUUUUCAACUGCUGGGAAAAGUACAGUAUGAGCGUUACAAGGACUUUGGAGCGGAGGAGUGUGUGAUACAGGCGGGGGGCGUCUUCUGUCCCAAUGUGGGCUGUGGGGCGGGCAUGAUCGUGGACCAGCAAGCCAAGGACGUUCAUUGUCAUGCCUGCCAGUUUGAGUUUUGUCGGCUGUGCAUGCAGGAAAUCCACUCUGGCAGCUGUCCAGCGCUACAGUCUACAGACACUUUAUUAGGGGCAAUGGGUAUAGAUGAGAAUCGUGCAGCCCGGAGUCGCUGGGAGGCCCAGACAGUGUACACCAUACAACAGACAACCAAACCAUGCCCUCACUGUGCUGUAAAGACUGAGAGAAGUGGUGGCUGUAUGCACAUGAAGUGUAGCCGGUGUGCUAGCAACUGGUGUUGGCUAUGUGAGAAACCAUGGAAUCGUGGUUGCCAGGGCGACCACUGGUUUGGAUGACCUUUACCAGGGAUUUGUGACAUGAUAUGUUGACUUGAAAUUCCUUUAAAUUUGUUUUUGGGUGCUGCAUGACCUUGUACUGAACUUUAUUAGUUUACAAUAUGGUCAAGACAUGUUACUUAACAAUACACCUAAAUAUACUUUUUCCCAAUUAAGAUGUCUAAAUACUUGCUGAUAUCAAAAUAAUAUAAAUGGCAAUCUAAAUAUCCACAAGGGUUUCUAUGCAUAGGUGGACAAAUUUUGGUAUUGUGGUAUUCAAAAAAGUGCACAUGGAACUCAUUCGCCUGUGUAAAAUCUGAUGACAAAGUUUAUGGACAGUCGGUUAUUUUUAAAAAAUAAUCACUGUUGAAGGAGCAUAACUCUAAAACCAUUUUUUUUCAGCUUGAGUUGUGGGCCCUGCACCACUUUUGCCUUUAGGUAUAGUUCAUGUUAAUAUAAUGAGGGUAUUGUUUUGGUAAGAUUUUGAUAAUUUUUAAGUUCUAUCCCUACAAAGUUGGAAAAAAAAUCAUGGAAAGCAUUGGAGAUAAUUACCUGAAACUUUGUGUACCAGUGAUGAUAUGCCCAUGUGCAGCAAGGCCAACAACUUGAUAAUUGUUGAGUUAUGUCCCUUUUUACUUGAAAAUUACAAGACAAUUUUUGGCAUUUGGUCCACAGUGCUUUUGUUUAAAGUGAUAGUACAUUAUAACAUAUCUUCUUAUGUGAAUAUUUUGGUUGAUUUGUUUCUGUUACAUUCAUCAAUGUUAAUGUCCAUCAAAAAUACAUUGUAAUUCAAUAAUGGUUAAAUACAUAUAAUUAAAAAUCAACACAUUUCUAUAAAAUGUGUUAUGGUAGUUUUACUUGGUAUUGUACAUAAUGCAUUUUAUAACCAAAUAAUCAUGUUACUGCUCAGUUAGAAGUUGUGUUAAGUGUGUACCUAGACAUUUACAGUACUAUAGUAUGAGUUAUUUUAUUGAGUUGUUUAGUUGUAAUUUUUUUGUGAUAUAGUUAUAUUCAAAUAAUUUUCAUUUUUCGUACACAAGAUUGUUGACAUUGUCCUAUAAAUGAAAAGUAAUACAUCUGCAGAUGCCAAAACUUAGUUUAAAAAUGUGUUAUCAAAUGCAUCAUUAUGAUAUGAUUAUCAUUGGAUAGUUUCUCCAGCUGCUUGAAAGUAUAGAUCUACAUGUAUAAUAUUACGACCAACUCUUUUGAGUAAUCUUUGCUAGACUGAAUGUGUCUUAAGCCAUUUAAAACUGUUUAAAUACUGAUGUUCUCAUACAUGUCAUAUUUCUGGAGACGAUUCCAGAAUAUUUUGUUCAGAAUUCGUGAGGAUUUUGAUAUUAGACCAGGCGAUUUUGAUUGAUCAUCAUUUAUCUCCCGUGCAUCCUUUUACCUUUUUCUACAUCCUGAAGUAUUUUAAUACCAUAUAAAACAUUUAUAUUUUUAUGAGACACUGCGGUGAGUUUAUAUCACUACAUGUACAUCUAGUCAUCGAAGCAAACGGUGUCCCGGAGACCCGAGGAUUCUUAGAGGGACAUCAGAUUCUUGUAUCAUGGUGAAUCCAUCUUUUAGAACGUUUAUCAGAACAGUAAAUGUGAUGAAAUUGCUUAAGAUAAUUAAGUGAUAAAUAUGACCUCUUAUAACGCAUUGUAGUGAUUAUUCUCGGCGUUUCUUGUCCAGAUAAAAUUGUGCCAUAAAUGCAGUAAACUUACUGUAUUACUUUGUAUUUUCUAUUGUUGAUUUUGUAUGCUGUUAUCUCUCGAGUUUUAUAUAUUUAUUAUCAAAACAUUUAUCAAAUGAUAUCAAAUGACUGCCCUCGUGUCUAUUGUUUGUUAUCCUCUGUUUUCGGUAAUAAAUGCAGGUACACUA